This is a messenger RNA of Esox lucius (northern pike), 2194 nucleotides long. RefSeq names its product sperm acrosome membrane-associated protein 6 (gene spaca6). The transcript has 9 exons. The record is from RefSeq and is a predicted model, not a curated record. Gene Ontology annotation, biological process: fusion of sperm to egg plasma membrane involved in single fertilization. The coding region runs from base 778 to 1803 and encodes 341 amino acids. NCBI's taxonomy places the organism in Eukaryota, Metazoa, Chordata, Actinopteri, Esociformes, Esocidae.
UUCCUUUCUGUCCCUCUUUCUGCCUCUUUUUUAAAUCUCUUUCCCUCUCCCUGUGUGCAUAAAUCUCGUUAAUUAGGGAUUGGCACUUUUUUCCAUCACUCACUAUCCCAUUGAUUUUAGUGUCCUCUGCUGCUCAGAGUUUAUCCCUCGUUUUCACUUAGCUUUAAUUUUCCUGUCAGUUUCCUUCCAGACAAACUUCUACUCUGUAUUGUUACACUUUUGUAAGCAUUUUUCAUUCUCUCUUUAUCUACCCCUACCUAGUUUUCCCUUUCUCCCUUCUUCCCCGCCUCCUCUUGUUCCUCUCUCACUCCACCCCUCUGCUCUGCAGUAAAACUGGUGCAUUGUGGUAGCAGAGAGAGAGGGCCAGUGACAAUGGAAUGGAGAGAAAAGGUGGAGAAACCGACACAUGCAAAAGAAAGCUCUGCUGCUCCAGUUUAGUUAAUUAGUAUACCCAUUAGCUAUUGCACAUGAAAUACUCUCCCUUGUUAUACCCAGUGAUGAAGUGGGAGAGCAUUAAACUGUCAUUGUCAGAUAUAAGUGGUGUGGUUUUACAUUAUAUACAGUACAUUUCCAUCUCAGUUGACAUUGUCUAAGAACCAUGGGACUAAAACAUAGCAUUUCAUCCGCUGUGCAACCCAAAUGGAAUACUGGAAUAUCUAUAUCACAGUGAGAAGCUUUAUGACAUCAUACUGCACAUGGAUAUUUAACAUCACAACAUUCCAGUCAGUUUUAAAACCACAACCAAACGUUCACCCAUAACGGCACAUCAUCCUGAAGAUGUGGAAAGGGGUUUUGUGGGUUCUGUAUGCUAGCACAAUGUUCACGUCGUCUUCUAGCUGCUAUCAGUGCUACGUGGAGGUUGGAGACAGUAUGCGCCUGUGCUGGGGACACAUCCUCACAGAGUACAACAUUAGAAAUGUAGACUCAUGCUUUAAAAAACUACAGAAGAUAUUUGACAAUGAGCCAAAAGUGAUUGAGGCUGGGCGAGUUGGGAAAGGCUAUGACCAGAAGUUGAAGGAGAUCCUAAAUGCUGAGAUCAUGCCAAUCGUUGAGGAGUUUGACAAAAACCAGAAUAAUGACACAGUAUAUGACGAGAGGUUACAAACAGCUGCAGACAAUUUCAUUGCGGCUGCCUCCAAACUGCCUAGAGCUUCUGGAUGUUUCCCUCCAUGUGGCUUUCAAGCAUCUGGCUAUGUCUACAACUGCAUCACUUGCCAGUAUGAUUCCUGUGAGUUCCCACUGGACUGUCCAGUCAAGGAACUCACAGUCAUAGAGAACAACCGGACACGGAUGAGGUGUGACGUUCCCUUUCCUCUGCCUUAUGAGAUUGAGGUGGUCUGGAGGUUUGCAGAAGAGAUCAAGACCCAGCAGAUGGAUCAGUUUGAGGAGGUGACCUCAGGGACAGACAGGAUGUACUCUAUCCCCUCAGCUGGUCUGCAGCACCAAGGUACAUACCAGUGUGAGAUCUACUCAGACCGGCGCUCCUUGGUCAGACUCUACUACUACCUCAGAGUCAUCCCUCAGGUGGUGGGGGGCCAUAUUGAGCUACAGGAGAUAUUUGACCUGUCUCUGCUUCCAGGGGGAAGGAUUAUCCCCAAGCCUGCUGGAAUGUCCCUCGCGCUCCUCCGCCUCCCCUCUCCUCCUCUCCUCACUGCCUGUCUGACCUCCCUGCUGAUGCUACUCUUCAUUUCUCUUGGAUUUCUUUACUGGUGGUCAAUAAAUAAAGAGAUGAGGGAUGUGGAGCUAGCUGAAGAAGAGCAAGAUUCUAGGUGCACAGUGAGGGAGAUAUAUCUACUGCAAUAAAAACAGUCUGAUUAUGCUCAUCCUUUCCCUUCUCUGUGAUGAUAUUGGAAGCAAUUGGUCUUUUACUGCUAUCACCACUAGAUGGCAAUACAUGUAUGUUUAACGCCAUGCUUUGCUAGUUGUAUGAUUUAAAGUGUAUGCACAGAAAAACAACAUUCGAACUAAGGCAGGUGUAAUUAAUAUCCCCAAAGUAUGAAAAAUGUAUAUCAUUACUGUGUCUUUAGAGCCAUAUCUGAAAAUCCAAUCACAUUACUUGAGUAGGAAUCACUGAGUUUUGAUUUUGGAUGUCAGGAUGUCUCAUUUUAAUACAUCCAAUGAUAUGCAUUUAAUACAGUUAGGUCCAGAAAUAUUUGGAGGCUAACACAAGUUUUUAAAUUUUGGCUCUGUAAGC